CCCGGGGCUGGCGGGCCCAGCGAUCGCUGCUCUGCCUGGAGGGCUGCAGCCUGACGGCCGCGGCUAAGCAGCCCCAGUCCCUACUGGGGAGAGCGGGUUGGCGAGUCCGGGUGUAGAAAGUGCAAGGAGGCGGCAGGCGGCUGGCUCUCCUGACUCUGUCCCUUGCACCCCGCAUGUCAGGUUGGAGGGGGGCUGAAGCACGCUCCUGCAGAACUGCAUAUAGCACAAAGGGGGCCGGGUUGGAAAUUAAAUGUCUUCCCUGCCAGACUUGGAGCUCUUCACCAUGGGGAUGUGGUCUAUCGGCCUUGGGGCUAUUGGCGUAGCUGUGACAGGGAUUCUUCUUGCUAACACUGACUUGUUUCUCUCCAAACCGGAGGCAGCCUCAUUGGAGUUUUUAGAGACGACCGAGCUAAGAUCUCUGGGAGAAGCAGAAGAGAGAACAUUCAAGGCAGGUGAGCUAUGGAAGAAGAAUGGUGCAGUGAUCAUGGCUGUGCGGAGACCUGGAUGCUUUUUGUGCAGAGAGGAGGCUUCUGAGCUUUCCUCUCUCAAACCUCAGCUCGACCAACUUGGCGUCCCCCUCUAUGCUGUUGUGAAAGAAAAGAUUGGGACUGAAGUGGAGGAUUUUCAGCAUUAUUUCAAAGGGGAAAUAUUUCUGGAUAAAAAGAAAAAGUUCUAUGGUCCUCACAAGCGAAAAAUGCUGUCGAUGGGUCUUAUCCGCUUAGGAGUUUGGCAGAACUUCCUUCGCGCUUGGAAGAAUGGAUACAGUGGUAACCUGGAAGGAGAAGGUUUCAUCCUGGGAGGAGUUUAUGUGAUUGGUGCUGGGAAACAGGGUGUUCUCUUGGAGCAUCGAGAGAGAGAAUUUGGAGACAAAGUGAGCCUUCAGUCUGUUCUUGAAGCUGCUGAGAAGAUAAAACCACAAGCUGCAGACACUGACUAAUAGUUACACAUGUUCAGUCUUGGCUCGAAAAUGUAGAACAUGUCUGUAUGUGAACAUGCAGUGUAAUUGCUUUCUUAGACUAUUCAGUAAUAGCUCAGCUGGAGGAUUCUCUCUGAAAUUAGUCAACAAAUGAACAACCUCUUUGAUGGUAGCUGACCUGUUUGUGCUUUGUAGCCCCUCAGGCACCCACUGUUUCUACUAGUUUUUUGUCUUUUACCGCAUUAAUGAAAGGCUGGGCCCAAAAUCUUAAGGCGUAACCUAGAUGGGUCCAGUUAGAGCCAGAAAAAUAAGAAUAUCUGGGUGCCUGGGGAGUAGGACAUUGCUAAAGCAGGAGUAAGUGAGGUUGUAAGAUAAUAAAAAUUAUGUAAAUGAAA
Molecule: messenger RNA, 1311 nt
Organism: Terrapene triunguis (Three-toed box turtle)
Lineage: Eukaryota; Metazoa; Chordata; Testudines; Emydidae
Gene: PRXL2A
Product: peroxiredoxin like 2A
Exons: 6
Coding region: 251-937 (228 amino acids)
Source: RefSeq, a predicted model, not a curated record